Suillus clintonianus is the source of this 2541-nucleotide messenger RNA. RefSeq lists its product as uncharacterized. The record is from RefSeq and is a predicted model, not a curated record. The coding region runs from base 1 to 2541 and encodes 846 amino acids. The transcript is spliced from 8 exons. Lineage: Eukaryota; Fungi; Basidiomycota; Agaricomycetes; Boletales; Suillaceae.
AUGAAUAACAAUCUCCAUGUCAUCGUCCGUGAUGGGCAGGUUUAUACCUCUCUCACCGCACACUCCCUUCCCGACGUCAUACCUCACGAGCCUCUUUGGGAUCCUCGCGAAGACUACGAUAGUUCUCCCGACGAUAGUAAUACGCCACUCACUACUCGCUGGGCGUACGGAGCUCGUCCGUGGUUUCCCCUUGUACCUUUGAACCCUAGCUUCGAUGGGCCGAUCUUUGGAUGCCUCAACCACUCCAGGUUUUCCCUCCUCACAGAGGUAGAUACAUCGGGAAGGCACAUUCUCCACCGCGAUAUUUGGGCAAAAUGGGUCGACUUAGAGCAGAAACUGCUCUGGUGCCAGGAACGUUUGGGUGCUGGGCUAUUGAUUCCAUGGGGGACUAAACUUCCACGCCCUCCAACUACCUAUGGGUCGCGCGAUGCAUUUCUAUUAAUUGCUGCCACCUGCUCGUGGUACAUCAUGACUCGUCGAUACCAAGGUGCCAAUCAGUGGACGGCUAUCUUAACGAGCGACCCCCAACAUCCCAUACCCGCUGAAUGGGUUCUUGAGUUGUUGCGCUCAUUCGUUGGAGAUCUGACGACAAACGUGCCACGUACGGGAGCCUUGAUCUCUUCCAUUCACUGUCCUUGGCAAGUUCAAUUGCCCAUGUUUGAGAAAUUCUCGCUUCCAAUUUGGGUCCGCGUUUCUGGGGAUACUUCUGCCGCCGUCGAUUUUACCUUGCGUCAUUAUAUCCCAUCUCCGGCAGCUAUCACCCGUGCGACCGAGGCAGUGCAAUGCAAGCAGACGCCUGACACUUGGGGUCAACCGGACGAUAGUGCGUGGGGUCAGCCGGAUGAUAGUGCGUGGGGUCGACCAGAGGACAACACUCAGAGUGUCCUUAACUGGGACGAUAGCGUCCUUGGAUGGGGUCAGAACAGUGGGGCACAGCCCGUGUCUGAUGUUCCCGAGGCACAUGCGGACUCUCUGUUCCCAGUCUCCCAACCCCACUCUAGACAGAAGCAAGGAGAAGACUUCAAGGCAUUCUUUGCGCGGCGCCGUCAGGAGAACCAGAGGAAAGAGGAGAUGGAAACACCAGCUCAACGGCAGUCGCGUCAGAGUCGUGAGCGGGCAGCCAUGAACCACAGCAUCCCCGGCAAAUCCAGCACAGUUGUGGUGUUUGAAUGGCAACCUAAUGACGACUUUGGCGGUUUUCGUCAACGCAUCCGUCUCACAAAGGCUGAGAUACCAAUGACUUGGAUGUCAUAUAGCAAAUCUACCAGGGUAUAUGACUCGUUCCGUAACGAGUGGGAUUUGUGCGAUGCAUUGGAUCUUACCAGCAUCCCCGAUGGCGAUUGGGAGGAAGAUGAUUUCCCGCCUGCGCCUGCUCCUUCUGAACCCACCCCUGCUCCCCCUGCCCCUCCACCACCCUUGUCCAGUUUCUUGAAAGACAUCGAAGCCUACUUCGGUCAUUAUGAGGUUGCACCCUCAACGCAAUACACUCCAUCCACCACUACACCCCGAGGCAGAUCGACUACAUUCGAUGAUUGGGCUCGCAAGACACAGUGGACUCACUUAUGCAGACUCGUCGGCGACAACCCCACGGAUAUCACGUCAAUUCCAGAUGCACAGAAGGAUGUCAUCACAUGUUUUAUAGGUUACCUCGUCACCCUCCCUCAAACUCAGUUGUCAGACAUCCCGCCCGAUCUCUGGGAUCUAGGACCUGACUCGUCCCUGUCAGUCUCGAACGCACACAUUCGAGUUUCCUUUGUGCAACAACCCAAUCAGCGGCUCUACAUCAUCGAGUCACUGUCGUCAAAUCUGGUGCCCUGGAAACUGGCGGUUCCCGACGCUAUUACGGCUGUGAUGUGCCUCCAGGCGAAUCGCUAUAAAGACGUUGCAGCCAAUCUCAGUUCCACCUCACGCUCGACGCCCACUUAUGGAACUCCACACAUACUCGCUCGGACACGUCUUCCCCCCCUGAGGAUCAGCAGGCUCGCCCGUUUUAGGCCAGUUUUUGCUGACUACAUCGUCCUCGCUGCAAGAGCGGCACUUCUUCAUGGUGGCCUCAUAUGGCGGCUGGCUUCACAUAGUCUUGGGUUUGAUGUUCUCCCCUCCGUUCUCGAUGGCAUUUCACGGGAAGCGGUACCGUUUGGCCUCAUGCUGGACAUUAAUGGCCAGACUUAUUUCGAUGAUGAGCUGUCAGAAGAGGAGAUAGAUUUCAUGUGUGGGACGUAUUAUCUGCAUACCAACGACGGGAAUGUUGAAAUUGUCUCCUGGUGGCCCAGGCCCCAGGCCUGGGCUGCCUCAGGACUAAACGUGGGGUUCUGGUCCAGUCGAUGUGAAUCCUGGUUCCAGUUAUGCCUGGGCAACAUUCGACAGGGCGUUUCACGAGAGCGACUUAAAUUCACUAAUGAUGCUAACGGUCCAAUGACUGGCUCGCAGUGGAAAGGCUCACUCAAAUUCAAUGCGGGCACCAGCAAAAUGAUGAAAAACGUCAACGCAGCAUCUUGCAGUUUUCUUGCCACCAAAGCAAGCGCUUUUACAGAGAAUUAG